Messenger RNA from Ipomoea nil (Japanese morning glory), 1755 nucleotides. RefSeq names its product adenosylhomocysteinase-like. Lineage: Eukaryota; Viridiplantae; Streptophyta; Magnoliopsida; Solanales; Convolvulaceae. The transcript has 2 exons. The coding region runs from base 75 to 1532 and encodes 485 amino acids. The record is from RefSeq and is a predicted model, not a curated record. Gene Ontology annotation, biological process: L-methionine cycle. Gene Ontology annotation, cellular component: cytosol. Gene Ontology annotation, molecular function: adenosylhomocysteinase activity.
CUACUCUCUUCUUCUAAAGCUAGUUCCAAAACCUAAACCCCAUAGAAGGAAGCUAAAAACUCUGAGAUAUAUCAAUGGCUUUGACCGUCGAGAAAACCAGCUCCGGCCGCGAGUACAAGGUGAAGGACAUGUCUCUGGCUGAUUUCGGCCGCCUCGAACUCGAUCUCGCCGAGGUUGAAAUGCCGGGGCUGAUGGCCUGCCGGACCGAAUUCGGGCCGUCGCAGCCGUUCAAGGGCGCCAGGAUUACCGGCAGUCUGCAUAUGACGAUCCAAACGGCGGUUCUGAUCGAGACCCUCACGGCGUUGGGCGCGGAGGUGAGAUGGUGCUCCUGCAACAUCUUCUCCACGCAGGACCACGCCGCGGCGGCCGUUGCGCGCGACAGCGCCGCCGUGUUCGCCUGGAAGGGGGAGACCCUCCAGGAGUACUGGUGGUGCACGGAGAGGGCGCUGGACUGGGGGGCCGGUGGCGGCCCGGAUCUCAUUGUGGAUGAUGGCGGGGAUGCUACGUUGUUGAUCCAUGAGGGGGUGAAGGCUGAGGAGGCGUUUGCUAAGAAUGGGGCUCUCCCUGAUCCGAGUUCGACUGAUAAUGCGGAGUUUAAGAUUGUGUUGACCAUCAUUAGGGAUGGGCUUAAGAGUGAUCCCCAGAGGUAUACUAAGAUGAAGCAAAGGCUUGUUGGGGUUUCUGAGGAGACUACCACUGGUGUCAAGAGGCUUUACCAGAUGCAGGAGAAUGGCACCCUCCUCUUCCCUGCCAUCAAUGUCAAUGACUCUGUCACCAAGAGCAAGUUUGACAACUUGUACGGAUGCCGCCACUCCCUACCCGACGGUUUGAUGAGGGCGACGGACGUGAUGAUCGCCGGAAAGGUAGCCGUGGUGUGCGGGUACGGAGAUGUCGGGAAGGGCUGCGCCGCCGCUCUAAAGCAAGCCGGCGCGCGCGUGAUCGUGACAGAGAUCGACCCAAUCUGCGCUCUCCAGGCCACCAUGGAAGGCCUCCAGGUCCUCACCCUAGAAGACGUAGUAUCCGACGCCGACAUCUUCGUCACCACCACCGGCAACAAGGACAUCAUCAUGGUAAACCACAUGCGCAAAAUGAAAAACAACGCCAUCGUCUGCAACAUCGGCCACUUCGACAACGAAAUCGACAUGCAAGGCCUCGAAUCCUACCCGGGCGUGAAGCGCAUCACCAUCAAGCCCCAGACCGACAGAUUCGUCUUCCCCGACACAAAAACCGGCAUCAUCAUCCUCGCCGAGGGGCGGCUCAUGAACUUAGGAUGCGCCACCGGACAUCCUAGUUUCGUGAUGUCGUGUUCCUUCACGAACCAGGUGAUUGCCCAGCUGGAGCUCUGGAAGGAGAAGAGCUCCGGGAAGUAUGAGAAGAAGGUUUACAUCUUGCCCAAACACCUUGAUGAGAAAGUUGCGGCCUUGCAUCUUGGGAAGCUUGGGGCUAGGCUCACUAAGCUUACACCAGAACAGUCUGCUUAUAUUAGUAUUCCUGUUGAGGGGCCUUACAAGCCUGCUCACUACAGGUAUUAAUUCAACGGCAGAGUGGAUAUAGUAUAUGGUUUUGUGGGCAUUUUGGAUGGAAUAUUUUGAAGGGCAAGUCUUUGGCAUAGAAGGCUUGUUCCCUUAUAUUGAAUAAGGUUGAGUUGGAGGGUUUGUUUUAGGGGCUGCAGUAGUAGUUUAGAUUCUUUCUUUUCUGUUAGUUUAUGCAUUUUUUCAGAAAUAUAUUGAGAUCAGUUUUGUUUUUGGGUGAGAA